AUGUCUUCCACAUUUCAAAGACAAGAUUCGCAUUAUGAUGAUCGAAUUGAUCCUGAUAUACUACCGGAACAAUGGAUGGGUAGAAAAGAGCUUCGCAAGUGGAGAUCGGGCACACAUGAGAGCCAGUCACUCAGUCAUGGAAAGAAACUAGAUGCAACUGAGCAAAUCAGAGUCAUGCAGAAGCAGCAUGACCUCAAUAUCAAUGAAGUGGGGUUCAAGCAUGAAAUGCAAGAUAGAUCUCGUCGUCUUGAUCUCUCAAUUCAAGUCAAGGCUUUGAACCGUCAGCUGGAACACAGAUUCAAGUUAGCUCUUCUCAGUGCACAAAUGAUUAUCUUGACCUUUUCCUGUUUCGUGACUUUCUUCUACAUAAUGUCGCUUUGCAAAUCAGACUACUACUAUACGUCAUUAGUCUUUAUGUUGUUCAUCUUUCUGGGCACAGGCAAGCUUUAUCAUGACGGGCGAUUGUUACCAAGAAUGCCUAUGCCAUUACAACGUACCGAGAGCCAUGAAAUAGUGGAAUCUCAAUAG
Botrytis deweyae is the source of this 528-nucleotide messenger RNA. RefSeq lists its product as uncharacterized. The coding region runs from base 1 to 528 and encodes 175 amino acids. The record is from RefSeq and is a predicted model, not a curated record. The transcript has 5 exons. Lineage: Eukaryota; Fungi; Ascomycota; Leotiomycetes; Helotiales; Sclerotiniaceae.